Molecule: messenger RNA, 637 nt
Organism: Zingiber officinale
Lineage: Eukaryota; Viridiplantae; Streptophyta; Magnoliopsida; Zingiberales; Zingiberaceae
Product: protein PIN-LIKES 6-like
Exons: 5
Coding region: 1-477 (158 amino acids)
Biological process (GO): endoplasmic reticulum to cytosol auxin transport
Cellular component (GO): membrane
Source: RefSeq, a predicted model, not a curated record
AUGGUUAUGCAGAUAAUUGGCAUCCUAUGGUAUAUUGUUGGAAAUCUGAAGCUAAAGCAAAUUUUUCAGCCUCCCAUUAUUGCCUCAGCUUUGGCUAUCAUCAUUGGCGCUAUACCAUUUUUGAAGAACUUCAUCUUGACUGAUGAUGCCCCGCUAUUCUUCUUCACUGACAGCUGCCUUAUUCUUGGGGAAGCGAUGAUCCCAUGUAUUUUGCUUGCUCUGGGUGGAAAUCUUGUGGAUGGCUCUGGCCCAGGCAGUAAAAGACUUGGUUUACGAACAACUGCUGCUAUCAUAUUUGGAAGAUUGGUUUUGGUUCCUCCUACAGGACUUGGAAUAAUCACCAUUGCUGACAAGCUUGGACUUUUUCCCAGGGGCGACAAAAUGUUCAAAUUUGUCCUGCUGCUGCAGCACACUAUGCCAGAAAGAUAUGGAAAAGAUAAUGACCAUACCCAGAAAGGAGAAGAAAAGAGAAGCUAGGAGGGAGGAGAAAGCACAGGGUGUUUAGAAAGCAUAUAUAAACUCUGCAUAAUACCUCAGGGAAAAGGCUGCAGUUCUUGAUAUGGUGUUUAGAAGAUGCACAGGGUAUUUAGAAGAUGCACAGGUAGAGAAGAUUUGAUCCAACAAAACAAGAUAUUUU